AGGGUCACACACAGGACCAAGCAGGAGCAGGAGGACAUCAGCAUUUAGAUUUUGUUUUUCAAAUGGAGGAACACGAAGAUAUUCAAUACUGUUUUCAAGACAGAAACUCUUCUUGCAGAAAGGCUUUGCUAUCGAUAUCUAUCUACAUAACACUGUACAUCUUAUUCUCAUUGAUUUCAGCAGUUACAGUAUUUUUGAACCUACUGGUGAUCAUCUCCAUCUCUCACUUCAAGCAGCUCCACACUCCAACCAACCUGCUCAUCCUCGCUCUGGCUGCAUCAGAUCUCCUGGUGGGACUGAUUGUGAUACCAGUAAUGACUGUAGCAAUAAUUGAAUCAUGCUGGGGAUUUGGGGAAUAUUUCUGUGCGUUUCUUCUCUACAUUACUUGUUUAUGUACUUCUUUAUCUCUGGGCAGUUUGGUCUUGAUAUCUAUUGACCGCUAUGUUGCUGUGUGUUAUCCCUUAUUGUACCACUCUAAAAUAACAAUAACAAGAAUGAUGUGUUGUAUAUCAAUUACAUGGUGUUGUUGUACCAUAUACAAUGCUGUUAUUAUAAAAGGCAUUGUAAAUGUACAGGUACCCAGUCGGUGUUUGAAUGAAUGUUUUAUUGUCAAAGGAAUAACCUGGGGUAAUAUAAUUGACUUUGUAUUUACAAUGGUUGUCCCGUGCUCUAUUAUUAUAACACUUUAUAUGAAAAUCUUUGUGGUGGCCAGAUCACAGGCCAGAAAGGUAUUUUCAAAAGAGGCUGCCAGUGUGUCUGGUGUUAAAACUGUACAGGCAAAUAAGUCUGAGAGAAAAGCAGCAAAAACUCUGUCUAUUGUUGUUUUCAACUAUUUCUUUUGUUGGAUUCCAUUUUUAUUUUCUUUUUUCUUUGUUUCUUUUUUAAGUGACAAUUUAUUAUCAUUCAUCCUCAGCUUUCUGCCACUUGUUAAUUCCUUAAUUAAUCCAAUAAUUUAUGCUUUCUUUUAUCCAUGGUUCAAAGUGACAGCUAAACAUAUUUUAACUCUGAAUUUAAGGCGUUCAUAGUUCCUAUAUCUGUAUUUCUAAGUUUGAAAAACAGGUUUGACAUAGUUUUGUUUUACAAUUGUUCUUUCAUGUAACAAUACACUGACAAUACAUAGAUGAAUGUGGUGUUGAUACAGAAUGAUUUGGCUGGAUUGGAUUGGAAUGACUUGAAAAAAAGUUUAAGAUGGCAUAAAUUUAAAAAAGUUUCAGGCAUAAAUAAAUAAAAAGUUUAAGAAGGCAUAAAUAAAAAAGGAGAAUGCAUAAGAAGGUAUAAGCUUGUUUAAUAAAAUACACUGUAGUCAUUUUGGGUUGUAUUCUCCAAAUUCCAAAGCCUGUGGUUGUUCCAUGUUGUUUAAUGAUAAAUAGUAUUUAAUUAUUCUAAAAGUACAUUUUGAGGAAGUCAUGAAUCAUUAUAUAUAGUGUCUAACAUUACCCUCUAGUGUCUACAUAGUGACACAACACCUAUAACAAGUGCAGUGAAGUUGAAAUGUUCAAUACAACAUGAUAUUAGAUGAAGUCCAAGUCUAUCUCAAUGGUGUAAGUAGUUGAGGGUAAAAUGCGAGAAUAUGCAAUUAUGUGUACCACUUUAUAAUGUUCACUAAUAAGCCAUUUAGUAGGUAUUUACAGUUUGCUAACCAUUUAUUAUUACACACACAUUUGUUAAAUGUUAAUCACCUGGGUAUUAUGACAUUUAUAAAUAACUACUAUAUGCAGUAAUGAUAAAACACAACAGUGUAGGAGACCACAGCAGACACUUUAACCUCAAUAUACUGGGUAUGAACACUACCACUACUCUCACUCCAUCACUGCUGCCAUGUUAGGGGUCAUGCCAGAGCAGCUCUCCCUGAAGCUGUUGAGCGUGAAUGAAUAUAGUGAUUGGGUAACACACUAAAUAAUUAAUAAUGGAUAAGUAUAUUGUUUAUUCAUAAUGUAUAUAUCAUUACUUCUUCAUCUGU
Messenger RNA from Oncorhynchus tshawytscha (Chinook salmon), 1960 nucleotides. RefSeq names its product trace amine-associated receptor 13c-like. Gene Ontology annotation, molecular function: trace-amine receptor activity. Gene Ontology annotation, biological process: G protein-coupled receptor signaling pathway. NCBI's taxonomy places the organism in Eukaryota, Metazoa, Chordata, Actinopteri, Salmoniformes, Salmonidae. The record is from RefSeq and is a predicted model, not a curated record. The transcript has a single exon. Gene Ontology annotation, cellular component: membrane. Bases 63 to 1025 code for a protein of 320 amino acids.